Messenger RNA from Beauveria bassiana ARSEF 2860, 852 nucleotides. RefSeq lists its product as uncharacterized. Bases 1 to 852 code for a protein of 283 amino acids. The transcript has 3 exons. NCBI's taxonomy places the organism in Eukaryota, Fungi, Ascomycota, Sordariomycetes, Hypocreales, Cordycipitaceae. The record is from RefSeq and is a predicted model, not a curated record.
AUGCCACGCCCAGAAACCAAAGAGUCGACGCCGCACCCUUACACUGUUUACAUCACUCUACAGUAUCUACGUACGAUUAACGAACAGAACAAAUAUCACUGGGGCCUCUACGUUACCGAGAACAGAGUCCCCGAGGGCACCUUGUUCCACGCGACUGACCGCGGCCGCCGCGCCUUGGACCUCUACGUAGAGUUCCGCACCGUUUCUGAUCCCAUGAGAUCGAAGACCAUGACAGCUUGUCUCGUUCUUUGCAGAGCGCCGUCAAUCGACACCAUCAAGUCAAUUGCUGCGCAAAUACCUCUCAUGGAUCCCCGACACAUUCCUCGUGGUGAGGUGCAAUGGACAUGCCGUGUGUGGGUGAAGGAGCUCUUGAGUGGUCUGCAAAGACACCAAGUUAUCAAACUCCCCGGAACAAUUGAGAACAUCGAGCACCACGCAGUCCGUGCUGCGGAUACCUUACGAGACCAGGGAGCCACACGACUCAUUAACGAGCUUCAAUGGAUCCUCCCACCACCGCAAGCAAUGGGCAACAAGACGCCUGUGAGAUACUAUGGGCCGUCCCCGAUGGAUACUGAAGUUGAGUACGGCGGUGGGCGUCGUCACGGAUAUGGCGGCCGUUACUAUGGCCCAUCACCAAUGGAGACGGAAGUACACCACCCUGUAAUGCAUCGGCCCGGAGCCGUUGAGGUCCGUCGCGAACGUUACUACGAGCCAUCACCAAUGGAGACGGAAACACACGCCCCUGAAAUGCACCGUCCCAGAGCCGUUGAAGUCCGACGCGAUCACUACCAUGAGCAGCGUCCUACAGCAGGUGACAGAACGUACCAAUACGUCAACGCUGUUCGGCGUUGA